Pimephales promelas (fathead minnow) is the source of this 3630-nucleotide messenger RNA. The record is from RefSeq and is a predicted model, not a curated record. NCBI's taxonomy places the organism in Eukaryota, Metazoa, Chordata, Actinopteri, Cypriniformes, Leuciscidae.
ACAGCGGAGCGUGUUUGGUUACUAUGAUGCCUCCACUACAAAGAUGGCGAAAACGGGAUAGAAACAGACUGUAAGAGAAAGGAUAAAAAGAAAUCCUGAGAGUAUCGUCGUGGAAAAUCCCGUCUCUUGUAUAUUUCCUGGGUUGUGUUGACAGCUGCAGUGUGUGACACUAUGGCAGGUGUUGAUGAUGAGGAGUGCACGCUUGCCUUGAUCUUAUACUACUGCCAGGAAAAAUACUCCUGUCAUGUUGUAGAUGUUUCCAGUGAAGCUCAACGGAAAUUCAGUCAUGAUCCAAUCUUCACAUUCCUCCAUGCUUAUGGGCUGAUCAUGCAAGAUCAAGUGUUAGAUGCUAUUCAGGAGCUGGAGCAACUGAAGGCAAAAGGAGACGUCUCUCUCUGUGUGCUCAUGGCUUUGGUUUAUGCCCACAAGAAAAGACCAAACCCUGACCGCGAUGUCAUCCAGGAGUUGGAUGGAAGGGUGAAGGAGGAGAGGAAGACGGCGAGUCCUAAAGCUCUGUAUUAUGCUGGCAUGCUACUGUGGCUUCUGGGUCGCAAUGACAAAGCCAGAGAGUAUGUGGACAGAAUGAUCAAGAUCUCCAAUGGCUCUAAAGAGGGAAUUGUUCUGAAAGGCUGGAUUGAUCUGCGAUCGGAUAAAGAUGCUAAGAAGUCUGGGAAAUACUUUGACGAGGCCCUGAAGGAGAAAAGUGAUAUCUUUGCUCUGAUGGGGAAGGUACAAUAUUAUGAAUUUCGUCAGAAUUAUUCUGGUGCUUUAGAGACCAUUAACCAGGUGAUCGUGAGUUACCCGUCCUUUCUACCUGCCCUGGUCAAGAAGAUGAAGCUGCUGUUGACUCUACAGGACUGGGAACAAACCGUUGAUGCCGCUCAGAGGCUUCUCCAACGAGAUAAAAAUAACCUGGAGGCUCUGAGGAUGCUGGCCCUGCACUCUCUCUGCAGGGAAGGAGACAUUGCAGAGUCCGUAAACCAACUAUCAAAUCUGAUCAGUAAUCUGGACAUUCAAGAACUGAACAAUCCGGAGCUCUUCUACAGGAUGUCUUUAGCGUUCACUCGAGUGUGUGGACGAGCUGAGAAGAUUCUUCAGCACACUCACAGGAUGGUGGAGCGGGCGUUUACACAGGCCUCGGGCGACUCUGAGCUGGCCACAGAGAUGGGUUACCAACUGGUUCUGCUGGGAAGGGUGAAAGAGGCCAUGAAAUGGUACAAGACAGCGAUGACUCUCGAUGAGAGCAGCGUCCCUGCUUUGAUGGGUAUCAUCAGGUGUCAGCUCAUGGAGGGACACUUAGAGGAUGCAGAACAGCAGCUGGAGUUCCUCACUGAGAUCCAGCAGUCCAUUGGCAAAUCAGGGGAGUUGCUGUAUCUGCGAGCGCUGUUGGCUGUGAAAAAGCGUCGGCCCCCAGACGAGGCGACCAACUUGUUAAACGACACAGUGGACACACAUUUCUCCGCCCUGCAGGGUCUGCCUCUCAGCGUCGAGUACUUUGAGAAGCUCAACCCCGACUUCCUGCUCGAGAUCGCCAAGGAAUACUUGGCACUGUCUCCAGCCAAGCCUCCAGCUCCAGGUCAGCCUCCAUCCCCUCAGCUGCAGCACUGCGCGUCUGUGCUGGACACAGUGCUGAAAGUAGUCCCUGGUCUGCUGCAGGCCGGCUUUCUAAUGGCCAAAGUCCGAUUUCAGUCAGGAGACAUGGAGGCGGCCCACAGCAGUCUGCAGCAUUGUUUGGAUCAGAACCCGGCUCAUGCUGAUGCCCAUCUCCUCAUGGCUCAGAUACAUCUCAUGCAGGGCAACUUCAAGCUCUCCGCCCAAUCUCUGGAACUCUGCCUCAGCCACAACUUUGAGAUCCGCGAGCAUCCGCUCUAUCACCUGAUAAAGGCUCAGGCUCAGAGGAAGAUGGGGCAGCUUCAGGAGGCCAUUCAGACGUUGCAGAUGGCCAUGAGUCUGUGCGCUGUGAAGAGAGCAGGCUCUUCAGCCAAAAGACAGAGCAAGAGAGUUGAGCUCAACUCGGCCGACUGCGUAUCUGUGUUCCUGGAACUAGCUGAGGCUCUGUGGCUCAAUGGAGAACAGCACGAGGCAGCUAAAGUGAUGCAAGACGCCAUUAAUGAGUUUACGGGCACUCCAGAGGAGCUACGAGUCACCAUAGCCAAUGCGGACCUUGCUCUAAUGCGAGGAGAUACUGAACUGGCACUGAGCAUGCUCAGAAACAUCACGCCAGAGCAGCCAUACUAUGUACAGGCCAAAGAAAAAAUGGCAGACAUCUACCUGAACCACAGGAAAGAGAAACGGCUUUACGUGAGCUGCUAUAGGGAUUUGGUGGAUAAAUUGCCGAGCCCUCAUACCUUCCUGUUACUCGGUGAUGCCUACAUAAACAUUCAGGAGCCAGAGCUGGCUAUUGAAGUAUAUGAACAGGCCUUAAAGAAAAACCCCAAAGAUGGAGCUGUGGCCAGUAAGAUUGGGAAAGCACUCGUCAAGACCCACAACUAUGUAAAGGCAAUUAACUAUUACGAGGCGGCGCUGAAGAGCGGGCAUCAGAGUUUCCUGCGUUAUGACCUGGCCGAUCUGCUCAUGAAGCUCAGGCAGUACGAACGCUGUGAAAAAAUCCUGCAAGAGGCUCUCACACAUGAUCCUGUGAAUGAGCUGUUGUUACUUACCGAAGACUGUCGUUAUCUUGUGCUUCUCGCCAAGGUUCAGAGCAAAGUCAAUAAAAACGAUGAAGCGUUACUGUCCCUACAGAGAGCGAGAGAUGUGCAGGCGAAGGUUCUGAAGCGUGUUCAGAUGGAGCAGCCCGACUCGGUGCCCGCGCAGAAGCAGCUCGCCGCGGAGAUCUGUGCUGAGAUCGCCAAACACUGCAGCAGCCAGCGCGGCUACGAGCGGGCCGUCAAGUUUUACAAAGAGGCGCUUGUGUACUGUGAAAGUGACAGCAAGGUGAUGCUGGAGUUGGCUCAGCUGUAUCUUACCCUGGAUGAUGUCGAGGCCUGUCAACAGCAGUGCAGUGCCAUUCUGAAGAACGAUCCGGUCAACGAGUCCGCCACGCUGAUGAUGGCAGACCUCAUGUUCCGGAAGCAGGACUAUGAACAGGCUGUAUUUCACUUCCAGCAGCUCUUGGAGAAGAAACCAGACAACUACCCAACGCUGUCCCGCCUCAUUGAUCUGCUGCGCAGAGCCGGCAAACUGGAGGAGGUUCCAAGAUUCCUUGAGAUGGCAGAGAAACACUCAUCGAGGGCCAAGUUUGAGCCGGGAUACAACUACUGCAAAGGGCUCUACCUGUGGUACACCGGUGAACCGAACGAUGGGUUGCGUCACUUUAACAAAGCCCGGAAGGACAACGACUGGGGCCAGAAUGCAGUGUACAACAUGAUUGAGAUUUGCCUCAACCCUGACAAUGAGACGAUUGGAGGAGAGGUGUUCGAGAACCUGGACGGAGACAUGGGGAACUCUACAGAGAAGCAGGAGUCCGAGCAGCUGGCCGUGAGAACAGCGGAGAAGCUCUUGAAGGAGCUGAAGCCACAAACCCCAGCGGGACACGUUCAGCUGCGCAUCCUGGAGAACUACUGCUAUCUGGCCACCAAGCAGAAAGCCAACGUGGAGAGAGCUCUCAACGUCUUCAUCGAGACCGCAAAC